CUUGGAAAGUCACCACCGGCUUCUUACUUUCCUCUUUGGCUUCGGAGCUCAAAGCAGCGGACAAGCUGAAGAUGGCAAUCUGCCCAUAAUUGUUGCCAGCCGCCAGAAACUUCCCACACGGUGAGACGCUCUGGGAGAAGAUGGUCAUAUGGAGCCGCUGCAAGGCCUGGAACACCUCUGUCUGACCCAGCGGUACCGCGAGCGGCACAGCUCGCUCCAUCUCCAGAACUACAAGUCCCAGAGUGCUCCGCGUGCCACGCAACUUCACGAGGCCUUACGUGCCUACAGCGGUUCCUCUCCGUGGCGCCCUACUGCCUUCGGCGCGAAGGGGGCUGCUGCGUACCGUCCUGAACCCCAGGAGCCGAGGUGAGCGCCGCGAAGACCCCCGACAUUAAGAAGUGGUGUCCACCGCAGCCCCGCUAAGCCGGAUACCCUCCCCCACCCCGAGGAGCAAGCCUGCCUUCCGCCACGCGCCGCCCUUCUUCGGCGCCCGCGCAGAACCUCGCCGCUGUGCCCGCCUAAAGCCACGCCCAUCCUCGCUGGGCCACGCCCUCAGAGACUCCUCCCCUGUCGCCCAGAUCCCACCCGCAGGACCCCAAAACCCAAUGAUCCUUCAGCAGCCCUUGGAGCGAGGCCCCCAGGGUGGGGCCCAGCGCCUCCCGCGGGCCGCCUUGGGGGUGACUCGGGGCCUGGACGCCAGCUCCCCUCUCCGAGGAGCUGUGCCCAUGAGCACCAAGCGGCGCCUGGAGGAGGAGCAGGAGCCUCUGCGCAAGCAAUUUCUGUCUGAGGAGAACAUGGCCACCCACUUCUCUCAACUCAGCCUGCACAAUGACCACCCCUACUGCAGCCCCCCCAUGGCCUUCCCCCAAGCCCUGCCCCCACUCAGAAGCCCUUGCUCUGAGCUGCUUCUCUGGCGCUACCCUGGCAGCCUCAUCCCCGAGGCCCUCCGUCUGCUGAGGCUGGGGGACACCCCCAGUCCCCCCUACCCUGCAACCCCAGCUGGAGACAUAACGGAGCUCUGAGUGCUGGUGGACUGCCCCUCCCACCUUCCUUCUUCCCCACAACAGAAGAGACCAGCGACUCCUGCAAAGGGACAAGGUUCCUCCCUCUCCUGCAGACCAGGCAUCUGGGCACCAAGACCUUCCCUCAACAGAGGACACUGAGCCCAACGGAGCUCUGGGAUGGGAGGGGUGGGAGCAUGGGAAGGGAGGCAUCCCACCCCCAAGAAGAACUGAAUAAAGAUUGCUGAGCAAAGGAA
Molecule: messenger RNA, 1258 nt
Organism: Macaca mulatta (Rhesus monkey)
Lineage: Eukaryota; Metazoa; Chordata; Mammalia; Primates; Cercopithecidae
Gene: HCFC1R1
Product: host cell factor C1 regulator 1
Source: RefSeq, marked provisional